AGCCCUGCACAUACAGGAGAGACUAGCCAGCUGUGGACAGUCACCUCGGACCAAACUCAAGAUCAUCACGAAGAGUUGGGGCAUUGAGAACUUUAUCUCUUCAACCCUCCUGAGGAACAUGAGGGAAAAGGAUCUGAGAAAGGCCAUUGGCUAUCACAUGAAGAAGAGCCAAUCACAGGAGCCAAAGCAGAAGGUGCUGUCGGCCAAUCAGGCGAAGAUUAACUACCUGGAGGAGCUGUGUGACCUCAAGUCCUUUGGCGGGAAGUCCUUCAGCGCCACCAUGAUGCUCCAGGACAGAGAGUCGAUGGUGAGCCUGUUGGUGGGGUCGCGGUACGGUAUCAGUCAGGUGGUGAACCACAAACUGAGCAUCAUGACCACCCUCACAGAGUUCAGCAGUAUCACACGCAUAGAGCUGCUACCAGAGUCUGACCGCGUCAGUCUGGUCAAGAUAUAUCUACAGGACAUCAAGCCGAUCACCCUGUUGUUGGAGUCAGUAGCAGCUAAGGAACUGUCCUGUCUGGUGGCAGGGUACUGUCGUGCCCUAGUGGACCCCAGCCUCAUCAUCUUCCCCUGGACACAGGACGGCAAGCAGCACCGCGUGUCUGCCGAGGAGGGUAUGCUACCACACACACACACACACACACACACACACACACACACACCAGGUCUCUGCUGA
Molecule: messenger RNA, 676 nt
Organism: Oncorhynchus keta (chum salmon)
Lineage: Eukaryota; Metazoa; Chordata; Actinopteri; Salmoniformes; Salmonidae
Product: FERM and PDZ domain-containing protein 1-like
Exons: 4
Coding region: 119-676 (185 amino acids)
Cellular component (GO): cytoskeleton
Source: RefSeq, a predicted model, not a curated record